GGUAAACGUACCUGUGAGGCAGAAGAGAGGGGAGGGCCGUGGGAUUAUUCCGUAGCCUUCAGGUCCAUUCGGGCGCAUUUAACAGUAAACUCUUUUAUGUAUUUAGAACCCAAAGAAGUUUUAUUUGAAUAAUAGUUUGAAUGGCAGCGAGUGUAGGACUGGCCAUGAAUCCGCCGCACACGACAGAAGAGAGGGCGGUUUUCACGCAGCUGAAGCCGGUGAGGAUGUCGGGAGGGGACGGCGCCGAGGACGCGUCCGUGUUUGAGGACGUCAAACCCGCGACUCAACAAGAGUUGGACAAAUACCUUCCCCAGGUCAACAGUCCUCUGCUGAGUCUCUCAGCUGACACUGGUGACAAGAAAUACAGGCGAGAAAGCGCCUCCGUGGUCGACGAGUACUUCUCAGAAGACAAACCUUCGACCCCUUACAGCCUCAACAUCAACGUCAUCCUUCCCAGCACCACUCACCUCCGCACAGGCCUCUACCGACCCAACACCAAGACCCUCACGCCGCAGCAGAUCAAGACGGAACCUGGGCUGGAGGUGCCCUGCUCCAUCCCCAACAGCACCACCGGCACCCAGGCCCUGCCGGACUUCACCUCGGUCUUCAGCGUGCCGCCUGUAGUCAACAAUGUUUUUGUCAAACCAGACAUGAGCUCUGGAGGAGUGGUGAGUGUGGUCGCUGGGUCCCAGCAGCAGCAGCAGCAGCCUAAUCUGGACACAGAGCUUCACAUCGGGCCCCCAGCCCCCCAACAGCAGGUCUACCACAUGCCCAUCACCAGCUGUGCUGACCUCACCAUGACUCUGUCCCACACCAACCCACCUGCACACGGCUCCGCCGGCGGCAGGACCAUGCUGCACCUCGGCAGCGUUUCAUUGCCAACAACCAAUGGCAACUACAUGAUGGCAGAGCACCACCUGCCGCAGCACCACGGUUACUACCAGGCCUCUCCGACCAACUCAUCCCAGCACACAGGAGCCCACAGCCUGCCACCCUCACCCCCAAACUCUCAGCCAGGGAGCCCAGACGGACAGGCGGAGCUGCUCAGCUUAGCACCACAGCCCCCGCCUCCGUAUCAGCAGCGUCUGGCAGGAAUAAAGGGGUUGUCCCCACAUGCCCUGCUGAUGACACAUGGCCAAGGUGUCCUGACAGGUCCCAAAUACAACAGACGGAACAACCCAGAGCUGGAGAAGAGGAGGAUCCACUUCUGUGACUACCCAGGCUGCACCAAAGUUUACACGAAGAGCUCUCAUCUAAAGGCGCACCAAAGGACGCACACAGGCGAGAAGCCGUACCGUUGUACGUGGGAGAACUGCGACUGGCGUUUCGCCCGAUCGGAUGAGCUCACCAGACACUACCGGAAACACACCGGAGCCAAGCCGUUCAAGUGCGUCGCCUGCAGCCGCUGCUUCUCCCGCUCGGACCACCUGGCCCUGCACAUGAAGCGCCACCAGAAUUAGCACACACAUACCACACGAACACAUACGCCUAACCACACACAAACAGAGCAGUAUCCACACACACAUACACACACGACAGCCACCUGAACCAGAAACAGAACCGAUACAGGACCAGCAUCAUCCCCGUGCACCCUGUGUGUGUUCUGGUUCUCCCAGCUAGCAUCAAGUUGAGUGAUAGCAGAUCUAUACACUAGUACUACAGACAGACAAACACAGCUUGCGGUGUUGGCGGGUGGGAAGCCGGUGAGGGAUCACAUCCUUGCCGCUGCACCAACUGCCUGGUUGCAGUUCCUGUUCAGUGGGUGGAUCUGAGGGGAGCUCUCUUUAUACUUUAUGAUCUCCUGGUGAAACUCCUCUCAGGCAGGUGGAAAGAACACCAGGUGUGUCAGUCACCUGGCGGGUUACACUUUCCACAUGCCAACAUGGAAGGAGAUCAACGGUGGGAAUUAGUAAGUAAAUGAAAUGCAAGGAAGCGAAAAGUUUUUGAGUGAUCUCAGUCAGUUUCAGUCCAGUGAACAGAACUGUCACAACUGGCUUUACAACGUGCAAAGUGUCUCUCUGUUUAGCUGUGGUGCUACGCCAGGUUGUCAUUUUCUCCGUUCUGAGAUAAGGCUGGUCGUCUGCUAUCAGUCAACGGUGUUUGCCGAGGUUUAAACGCCAGAGCUAAUGAUCUACCAGGGACUCGGGGAUGAUUCUGGUGUCUGUUCUCAUCACUGCAUACAUGAGGUUUGUCGAUUUAAAAACAUGAGCUGCUCCGAAAACACACAGCAGAUGUACAUUCAAACACACCCCACAUGCAUCACCUUGUGCAAAUGCUGCAGCCACCAGAUCUGUGGCGUUUGGGACUCCUUCUGGAAACACUUUCUUCUGCCGCCAACUUCAUCGUUGUCAUCACCAUCUUUUAGUCAUUUUUAGGUAUGAACUUCAAAGAGAGGUGGAAGUGUAUUUCCUUACAUCCUGCCUUUGUAAAUACUUGUUUAUAUAUAUUUGUGUGUGUGCGAGUGUGUGUGUCUGUGUCUGAAAAUGCAACGAAUGUAUUGAGAUUUAUACUUGACUUUUUUUUUUUUACACAUCAGAUGUCAAUAUGAGAAAUAGUCCAUGUCGAACCUUCCUUGAGAUGGCCUUUUAAAAAAAAGAGUAAACAAGCAACAACAACAGUAACAAUCAGAUGAUUCUCCAUGGAAAAUUUAAUAAGCGCAGGUACUUCCUGUCGAGCUGAGAGAGCGGAGCGAUUUGCCAAUGUUUGUAUCCAUGACAUUACCCGUUGCCACGGUAACCAAGCUCCUCUGACGACAGUUUGCGGUUUGCUUGCAGGUUCUAUUCAUUCAGCGCUGGGCUUCCCCCCCUCCCCGCAUUUGUUCAGCACUCGAGCAAAGAAGAGCUGUGUGGAUAGACCUGUUACGUAAUCAUUCCUCAUUGUUUUAAAGCACAGUGAGGAUGAUUGCAGAAUCAGCCCUGGAGUAAAGACAGGUUAACGUUCACUUGAUCACAGUCGCCGUCAGUUGCGUCUUGUCUGAAUGCCCGCGUAUUUUUGACUGACAAAGGUAGAAAAGAAUUGUUGCUCAGUGCAUGUUAUGAGAUUGGACAGUUGCCUAAUGUGAAACAGUCAACUUUACCAAGCAAUAAGUUGAGAAAUUGAAAAUGAUUUAAUUAUCUGCAAUCCCUAAGAUUUGACACUCAAAUUAAAACAAAAAAACUGUCACUUCAGUGCAGACAGACAAGGCUGGUUUGUAUAUCUAAAUGUUCCCACCAUAAUGAGAUCACUCGUUACACAGCACACGCCCUUUGAACCAGGCACUAUUUUAUUUACUCUUCCAGCAUCUGGACAAAUAUGAACAGCAAAGCAAUGCAAACACGACAAUUUUCAGGUUAGUCAGGAUGAUAACUGAAAUUUAAAUGUCUUCCAGUAGAGCGAGUGAUUAAUAACAUUUAGUCUACAAAUAUCCUGAACCUCAGAGGCUCACAUCUACCCAGCAGUGAAUUAUGAUUGCAAACCGCUCAGUUUGUCAGUCAGUUCAACAUGAAUCCAUCUGAUCUCACUUUACUUUUAGAUUUCCCUGCAGACCUUUUUUCAUUGAUUUAAGCACUUUGUGCAGUGAGUCAGCGUAUUUAAAUGACUUAUGUGUUAAAAAAAUCAAAAUUCAAAAAAUGUUUUAUUGCUUUUUAACAUCGUGAAAUAAAGUUAGCAUUUGGUUCUCCACAAGGGGGAGCUGUCUGGUCUCCGUCAGACCAGUUUUUACACCUGCCAACAUGCACCGCCUACAGGUUGCCCAACGUUUUUUUUUUCAGGUGUUUUGUAUCGGUACUGCUGUGCACCUUUGUCCCCUUUAAAAACACAAACUUAAUGAGCAGAUAGUUAAACUCCUAAAGCUUUUCUUUAACUGCAACAGGUUGGUGAUGCCAGAACAUCUGGAUAGCAUCUGGAAGUCAGUUUGGUUGACUCUAUUGCAGCCUGGUCCUGUUUGUAUUGUGCUUAGGCUGUAGACUCCACCCAUAUGGUUCUUCGUGGAGGAUAAAACAAGCGUGACCCUGGUCUGUCCAGCGUGUGUUCAUUUCAGGGGAAACACAUCCUGUUAUUUCAACACUGCAAUUGUUUUUAUUUGUUAAAAGUUUCUUCCUGAGGAAACAAGUUCUCCUGUCUCUCUCAAGGAGGGAGUGCUGACCACCCACUGUGUACAUAACUGUAGUUUUACCUUUAACAGAAGACUCUGUAAAUAUUUGUUUGGUUUUAUUUCCUGUUAUAAUAUUAAUAUUUUUUUUCUUUUUUUUAACUAAUGGGAUUUUAGAUCGGUUGUAUAUGAAUUCUUGUUUAAUUUUCUUUUGAUACGUCAUGUGUGUAAGAGAAUUUAUCAGUUUAUGUACAAAUUGAUAUGAACAACAACAGUAUAUCUUCUGUUUUCUGUUUGUGCAAAACACUGGAAUGAAAUAAAAAAGGAUUCAUAAAAUAA
This is a messenger RNA of Scatophagus argus, 4408 nucleotides long. It is a transcript of the gene klf5l, whose product is annotated as Kruppel-like factor 5 like. The transcript has 4 exons. Gene Ontology annotation, molecular function: DNA-binding transcription factor activity, RNA polymerase II-specific; RNA polymerase II cis-regulatory region sequence-specific DNA binding. The record is from RefSeq and is a predicted model, not a curated record. Gene Ontology annotation, biological process: regulation of transcription by RNA polymerase II. Lineage: Eukaryota; Metazoa; Chordata; Actinopteri; Scatophagidae. Bases 141 to 1460 code for a protein of 439 amino acids.